AUGGAGGGCGUGAAGAAAUGGCUGACAGAACGAAAUCCGAGGAAGAAUGGGAUGUACGUGCAUUAUAGUCCACCAAAAUUGGUGGGCGUAGUAUCAGCAGCUCAGCUUCGUCAGUGGGCACGCGGUGGUGCUGAGAGCAGGCUGGAGCGAGCAGUCCUGGCUGGCCAGGGUCGGCGCCUCCUCGCCGAGACCGAAGGCCUAUCACUAUCCAACCACUUACCAUCAUUGGUGGCCAAGUGUGACGCCCUCCAUGCAGCCGUUGAGAAAGGCUCCCUGCUAGAGCUCCAGGAGUUGUUGGAGAAUGACUACAACCGGCGUAAAUACGUGAUGUGCCGGGACGAGGCCGGCGUCGGCUUGCUGCAUAAAGCCGUCUUCUACGACUAUAUGGACAUCGCCGAGUAUCUCGUUAAGAAUUACCCGCAGCUGGUGCAUCAGAAGGAUUCGGAAGGUCGUACGCCUUUACACUACUCGGCGGUAAGCCGGGACUCUGCUUCGCUGGCCGCGCUGCUGGAGGGCGCGGGGGCGGCGCAAGGGGCGCGAGACGCGGCCGGCCGCACGCCCGCACAUUACCGCGGACAAGCGCGCGAACUGCUCGCGCUACCCGACGCCAUGGCGCGCGACAACAAGAACGCAGGUCUGGUGAUUAAGCGUCAUAACAUAAGGAUAUGGUGCCAUGACUGUGACAUGGCGCGCUUGCAGCGCGUGGUGUGGGAGGGGCACGGCUCUCGACUGCUCAGCGAGGUCUCCAACCAACCAGUCGUGAAGAAGUUUCUGGAAGCUGUUCCUUAUAUCAUGAACACCAUCAGGGACAUUCACGCGGCUGUGGUGCAGAAUGAUCUGGAAGGUCUGAUGAAGCAUGCUGGUGAUCCUGUCCCUCCUCAAGCCCUGUCCAGUAGAGAUGCGAACAAUAUGACAGUUAUGCACAAGGCGGCAGGUUUAGGCCACGGCGGUAUCCUGAAGUAUAUUGCUGAAAGGUACCCACAAGGUAUAAACGACGUAGACAAUGAUGGCCGCACACCACUACACUACGCUGCAGCCAUGCGAGACGACCAACAUACAUACAACACACUAGUCAGUCUUGGGGCAGAUGAAAGUGUCGUCGAUAAUAAAAAUAAAACACCAGCCUAUUACAUAAAUAGGCCCCAGGAGAUAGACAAAAACAUGUUCAAAACACUGCCUGAUGCCCCCAGAACACCAUCAAGUGCAUACCCAAACUCCUGGGACUGGAAGUUAUUGGACACUGAGGUCAUAGCUGAACUAAAUAAAAAGUCUAGGAGGAAGAACCACAAAGCGUCCAAUGAGAACAUUUCGUCAAAAGAUACUAACACUAACACAAUUUCUGAAAGUACAGACAAUCGUAUUGGUGGGAUGAAGGGCAGUAGCACGCAUGAACUCAUUAAUAAUUUGCCUGAACUAGAUGAUGCAAAGCAAACGAAAGAUGAUAUUGAGAAUCACAUUGCAAAUGUAGAAAGUAACAAGGAAUCAGAAGUAGGGGAAGAAAAUCACGAACAAGAGCAAGAACAAGAAAACGAACCAAAUGCAGAAGAAGAAACUGAAGAUAAACAAGAACAUACUAGUGAUGCCGAAGAAGCAGUCGAACACGCUGAGGAACAUGCUGAGGAACAACGUGAAGAACAUGCUGAAGAACAUGCUGAGGAACAUAUUGAGGAACAUACUGAGGAAAAUGCUGAGGAACAUAAUGAGGAAUCAAAAAAACCUGACGAUGAGGCGGAAAACACGGCUUACGAGUCAACUGACCAUGUCGACGAACCAGCCAAUGAUGAGAAAUCUAAUGCACAUGUUAAUGAAACUCCAGCAGAUAGUGUUCAAGUCGUUGAAAAUAAUGAACAUAGUCAUGAAAAUAUAAAUGAAGAAAAGAAAGAGCCUGAUGCAGCAAAAGAGGAAAAUGAAGAAGCUGAGACUGAACCCAAAACAGAAAAAGAUAAUGAGGAGGAAGUAGAACAUGACGAGACCAAGCACAUUAAUGACAAUGAUCAUGUGCACGAGCAGAAAACUGAUGACGACGGUGAUGAACAACAAUCUGAUGAUAACGGAGAUGAAGAGCCACAUUCAGGGCCGCAUGAUAAUGAACCAAAAGAAGAAACUCAAAAUAAUGAAUCGCAUAAUAAUGAACAUGAAAAAGAUAACCAUAGAGCGGAAUCUGCAAAAUAUAUAUCUCAACAUAAAGAAGAGAACAAAGAUAAUGAAUCCAAUCAUGAUGACAAUGAAAGCAAUGCAGAUGCAGAGGAUUUCGGUGCUGCUUCAAAUGAAGGAAACGUGACCGACGGCCGAAGCACACAGGAAAGUCUUAUAGAAGGUGUAGUGAAUGGUGAAGCCGAGAUGGACUCACAGGAUGCAAGUAUGACGCAAAGAGAUGGAUCAGUGCACGGAGAAGUCCUCGUAGUUGACAAUGAAAUAGAUCCAGAAGUUACUGAUUUAAUUAACAAUGCAAAUAUGGAAAUGUUAGCCACAUUAGUAUUAAACGGAGAAGGAUCAAGGCUUAUAGGAAGGCAUUCUGGGAACUCUGAACUGCAAGCGUUCCUUGAUAAUGUACCAACGUAUAUGCAAAAAAUAAACAAAGUCCACGUAGCAGCAAGAGAAGGUAACAUAAGAGAUCUUCAAGCAGCUUUGGAUAGACGGAAAUUUGCAAUAGCUCGCGAUCCAAUAUCACCCAAUGGAGCAACCCCAUUACACGUGGCAACAAUAUUUGGAAAAACCAACAUUAUCAAAUAUUUGGGCGGCAGAUUUCCCGAAACCCUGUCUGCGGUAGAUUUUGAAGGAAGAACGGCUUUACACUAUGCGGCUGUCCUUCCUGAUAAUGGGCAUUACUACAAUCUCCUUCAACAACUUGGUGCCAACUCGAAAGAUUUAGAUGAUAGUGGAAAGUCAGCCGAAGAAUAUCAAAAAAAUCCAACUCUGUUACCUUUUCAUCAAAUGUUAUCAGAUUAUGGCAUAAGUGAAGACGCAGCGCAAGACAUGUUCUCCGAUAAAGUGCCCGAGGAUCAAGUCUCAUCUCGGCGAGCUCUGGAUACACCUGAGGCUUUGGAUACCUUGGACCGAUGCUAUCACCUGUUAGCAUCUGCAAGACCAGCUCGCACACCGUUAUCUGCAUCGUCCAACAGAGCUACACCACCACUCGUACUUGCACGGUUCCUAAAAAAGCCAAUUUUCGAUGUAAUAAAAUAUAGAAUUACAAAAUUAGACCAUGAUCUCUUUGAUGUCAUCUGGCCUGCUGUCAAAAAGCUCCCGGAUAGCAGAAAUAUUAUUCAAACUGUGGAAGAAGAUUUUCCUGGAGGAGUCACGGCCCCUGAUUAUUAUGUUUAUGACGUAUUCAAUGAGUUUUUGAUACCCCUUGUAAAAGAUCUUCAUAAUAUUAAUGUUAAUUCUGAAUUGCCAAAACACCCCACUUCAAACUUUAUGGGUACCUCAUCAGCCAAACUAUCUGCUGAACCUCUGGUAGAAAUAAAUAUUGACCCCAACGACGAAUUUGUUCUAUCUGGAGUAAUAGAAUGUUCACGCAAUUUGGAAGGUUUUGAACUCCCAUUGAACUUGAAAGUGGGUAAACUGGAAACAAUAGAAAGAAUCGUAACCACACUCUUAAUGAAAGAUGAAUUUUCGAAGUUUAGCGAAUUUUCUAACCCUGAAUCUGACCAAAAAGGUGGCACAUACUACACGUUAAACGAGGUAUUAGAAAAGCCAUCAGAAAUAUGUGCCACAUUAGCAUCUUGUGGUCUUCUGAUAGCUCUAUGCGAUAGAGAUGAAAUUGAUGACUGUGCAAGAUUACAUGGAAAGCACUGGCCUUACGGUCGCGGCGUAUUUGUCACUGAUGACAAAACCGUAGCGGUAUGGAUAAACGUCCAUGAUCAUAUUCGUGUACUUGUAUCUUCAACGCAAGACUCUCCGGGAGAAAUUGGCUUGCCCUUCAGCAAACUUUCUUACAUCAUGACGUAUCUUCACGAGAAACUUGAUUUCACAUGGGACACAAAGUUGGGAUAUCUUUCUGCGAGACCAACAUUCCUGGGAGCAGGCAUUCGCUUUAGCCUGAUUGUGAAUUUUCCAGGACUGUCAAAAGAUCCAGAUAAUAUGAAACAUCUCUGUGCCAUGAGAGGUUUGCAGUACCGAGAAACACUAAGUCCUGAUAUUGCUAGGAUCAGUAACUAUCAGUGUUUAGGAGUUACUGAGACGAGUUGCUUCAACGAUUUUGCGACGGCUACAUCAAAUUUACUACACCUGGAAAAAGAUUUAUCAAUGCAAAAUUCAGCACACAUUGCAACGAUGUUGUCUAAUAUUUUCCGUAAAAAAAGAAAUAGUAUAACUAGUCAUGAUAGCCCAGAGAAGAGGGAAAAAUAUUAA
Molecule: messenger RNA, 4353 nt
Organism: Spodoptera littoralis (African cotton leafworm)
Lineage: Eukaryota; Metazoa; Arthropoda; Insecta; Lepidoptera; Noctuidae
Source: the annotation of a GenBank genome assembly